AUGAGGGUGCUCUGUGUGGUCUUUGCUGUGCUCCUGCUUUUCUCCCUGGCCACCCCAGGGCAGGGGCAGCCCAAGGGAUUUUGUGACGGGUACUGUGCCCACGCCUGCGCCGAGACCGAGGAAUGGUCCUUCAGCCCCUACUGCGAGGAGCUGCACUGCUGCAUCCCCGCUCCCAAAAAGGGCAAAUGACCCUGCAGGAACCCAGCCCCGCAGCCCUGGAGCUCCUGGUGAUGUGCCCAGGGCGCGGCCAAGGCGGUCCUCAGUGCU
Zonotrichia albicollis (white-throated sparrow) is the source of this 267-nucleotide messenger RNA. RefSeq names its product small basic protein 1-like. NCBI's taxonomy places the organism in Eukaryota, Metazoa, Chordata, Aves, Passeriformes, Passerellidae. The record is from RefSeq and is a predicted model, not a curated record.